This is a messenger RNA of Xyrauchen texanus (razorback sucker), 2475 nucleotides long. RefSeq names its product gastrula zinc finger protein XlCGF8.2DB-like. The record is from RefSeq and is a predicted model, not a curated record. Gene Ontology annotation, molecular function: DNA-binding transcription repressor activity, RNA polymerase II-specific. Bases 743 to 1762 code for a protein of 339 amino acids. Gene Ontology annotation, biological process: negative regulation of transcription by RNA polymerase II. NCBI's taxonomy places the organism in Eukaryota, Metazoa, Chordata, Actinopteri, Cypriniformes, Catostomidae. The transcript has 2 exons.
GGUAGUAUACAGAGCAUAAAGCUGCCUAUGAAAUAUAGUUUUUUACGCCUUGCCUGAGAUAUUAUUCGUCUGUAAGUAAUAUAAAUUUGAUCAUUUUGACAUGAAGCACAAUUUAAUUCAGUAGAGUACCAACAUUUGUAUUUUAAAAGUGUUAUUUUGCCAGAGUACUCUGUCUGCAAAUUAUGUCUUAUUUAGGUGCUACAUGUUCCUUAUGCAUGUAGAUGUAUUAGCGUAUUUUGUUUAGUUCAGUAUUUGCAAUCUAGCAAAAAUAAAAAAGGUCAAGACAAAUCAGGCCUUGAGGGAUUAUUGGAAAUCCAUUCCAAAUAUAAGAUUGCUCUUUUGCUUUGCAAAGUAACACAUUGUGAGGAAAGCUAAAUAUAUUUUAAUAUUUAAAAAACUAAUAUAUAUAUAUUGAUAUUGUAAAUUUAAACCAAAUGAAAACCAUUAUUUAAACUCAAUUCAGUGAAAUUACAGGUUAAAUGUAAAAAUAGCUAUUUGUUGCUUAUGAUAAACAAAAAAAGCAAAUAAGUAGCACAUUUUAAAAAUAAGCAUAAAACUUCACCAGUCACACAUAGCAAUAACAAUUAACACCUUCAGUGAAGCCCCUCCCACUGCAAUUGACUUAUAAAUGCUGGAAAUAUUUCCAUCAUCCUACACUUGAAGAAAGAGGAAUACGGUGGUGUAUAAAGAGCAACAACUUCAAGAUUAACAACUGAAGUCUAUUUGACUUACUGUUGCAAAAAUGAUGUCUAUUAAAGAGGAGAAAGAGGACUCGAGUUAUCCAGAGCCACGGAUAAUAAAACAUGAAGAUACAGAGGAACAAAGAGAUGUGUUGGAAGUGAAAGUGGAAAGUCAAGAACUGAAUGAUGUGAAGGAGAAACAUCAGUAUGAUAAAUCUGAUCAUUUCAUAAUUGGUGAAAAUUCUUCUAGUUGCUCACAGACUGAAGAAAAUUUCUCACGGAAAAAAACUAGAAGAACAAAAGACAGAUUUUUUUUCAUAUGCCCUCAAUGUGGAAAGACUUUUGCUCAUAAACGAGAUCUUGUGAGGCACCUGAGAAUUCACACUGGAGAAAAGCCUUUCACAUGCACUCAGUGUGGAAAGAGUUUCACACAAGAAGGAAACCUUAAGAGUCACCAAAGACUUCACUUUGGAGUGAAGCGUUUCGCAUGUCUUCAGUGUGAAAAGAGUUUUUUACAUAAAGGAAACCUAAAGAAUCACAUGAUGCUUCACACCGGAGAGAAGCCUUUCACAUGCACUGAGUGUGGGAAGAGUUUUGCAAUCAAACGAAAUCUUGAGAGGCACCAACAAAUUCACACUGGAGAGAAGCCUUUCACAUGUCUUCAGUGUAGAAAGAGUUUCUUACAUAAAGAAUACCUUAAGAGUCACAUGUUAAUUCACAGUGGAGAAAAGCCUUUCAUAUGCAAUCAUUGUGGAAAGAGAUUUACACAAGAAAAAAACCUUAAGACUCACCUACGACAUCACUUCGGAGAGAAGCCUCACACGUGUCUUCAGUGUGGAAAGAGUUUUUUAUAUAAAGGAAACCUAAAGAAUCACAUGAUGAGUCACACUGGAGAGAAGCCUUUCACAUGCACUCAGUGUGGAAAGAGUUUUGUAAUAAAACGAAAUCUUGUGAGGCACCAACAAAUUCACACUGAAGAGAAGCCUUCCACCUGCACUCAGUGUGGAAAGAGUUUCACACAAGAAGAAGAUCUACAGAGGCACUUAAAAAUUCACACACUGUUAUCCCUGAUGUUGUUUUAACCCAAAUAAAUUAGGUAUGUCUUUCAUUCAACUGGAAUUGUUUUAGUUCUAUCAAUUAAUCUGAACUUGUUUUAAGUAAUUUUCAUUGAGUCAGUUUGUAUACAUAAACCUGUUAAUGCUCAUUGACCCCACCCACUUUUCUUUGCUUAAAUGAGUCCAUUUUUACUAUAUAGUGUGCUGUUAAAAAUUUUCAGAAUGUUGACAAAUUAUACCUCUUGAGGCAUGCACAUCAACACGUUGAAUUAACAAGCGUAUUUGCCAAAUCAACUCAAAAACAUAUGUUGAAUCUGCUAAAAUCUGUGUCAGUUAACUUCGCGUCAUUUGUCCCAAAAUCUUCGAUACUGAGAAAUGUUAAAUUAAUUUGAAAAUAAACGCAUGUUGGACAAACAAUAUCACCAUAAAUGUUGUCCCAACUAGUUUAACAAAUUUGUCUAAACAGACUAUUUAAUGUUUUGCUGAUUUGCCAGAUCACAGCAUGCAUUGCGGUAUGAAUAUAUUUUUAUGGUUAGUGUUAUGUCUAGUUUAUGGUUAGUUUGUGUGUUGAUGUUUAGAGCUCAUCUUUUUACUUCAUUAUAUUUGUUGAUUGUCACCAUUAUUGAGGUGUGGUUGUGUGUGUGUCAAAUUUUGAGGUCUAUGUGCGUCCUUCACUAGUUAUCACAUACUGUGUUUGCUUUACAAUUUGCUAAUGCCAUUAAUAGCAAAGAGUGUACAAU